Trichomycterus rosablanca is the source of this 925-nucleotide messenger RNA. RefSeq names its product hippocalcin-like protein 1. NCBI's taxonomy places the organism in Eukaryota, Metazoa, Chordata, Actinopteri, Siluriformes, Trichomycteridae. Gene Ontology annotation, molecular function: calcium ion binding. The coding region runs from base 26 to 607 and encodes 193 amino acids. The transcript has 3 exons. The record is from RefSeq and is a predicted model, not a curated record.
CCGAAGAGACAUUUAUUCAGUCACAAUGGGGAAACAGAACAGCAAGCUGAGGCCGGAGGUGCUAAACGAUCUGCGUGAGAAUACAGAGUUCAGCGAGCAUGAGCUGCAGGAGUGGUAUAAAGGAUUUCUAAAGGACUGCCCCACCGGUCACCUCACUGUGGAGGAGUUCAAAAAAAUCUAUGCCAACUUCUUCCCUUACGGCGAUGCCUCAAAGUUCGCAGAGCAUGUAUUUCGAACAUUCGACACCAACAGCGACGGGACUAUCGACUUCCGGGAGUUCAUCAUCGCAUUGAGCGUCACGUCACGAGGGAAGCUGGAGCAGAAACUGAAGUGGGCAUUUAGUAUGUAUGACCUGGAUGGUAAUGGCUACAUCAGUCGAUCUGAAAUGCUGGAAAUUGUACAGGCAAUCUAUAAGAUGGUUUCUUCUGUCAUGAAGAUGCCAGAGGAUGAGUCCACUCCAGAGAAGAGGACAGAUAAGAUUUUCAAACAGAUGGACACCAAUAAAGAUGGAAAAAUUUCUCUUGAGGAGUUUAUUAAAGGAGCCCGGAGUGACCCCUCCAUUGUCCGCCUCCUCCAGUGUGACCCGAGCAGUGCCAGUCAAUUCUGAGCUCCAGCAGCCACAGCAAAGUCUAAUAGUAUUCACUUCAUUCUGGACAUGGUGAGUGUUUGUGUUGAUGUAGAAAUGUUAUUGCUGUAGUCAUUAUCACAUUCACCGACUCCUCAGUGGCAUUAGGGACCAAUUAUGUUGCAGAGAGUCCAGUAAGCUUUUCCAUCAGUCCCAGUACCAACCCAUUAUGCUAUAAGCUACCAGCUAUAAAGAACUGGGAGUGUACUGCUAUGUGUUUUUGUGUAUAGGUGUCAAAAUAAAAAAAAAUGAAAUGUUAUAUUAUGUAGCAGUGCUGUUAAAUUAUACUGUUGUAGGAAA